This is a messenger RNA of Paramecium tetraurelia, 555 nucleotides long. RefSeq lists its product as uncharacterized. The transcript has a single exon. The record is from RefSeq and is a predicted model, not a curated record. Lineage: Eukaryota; Ciliophora; Oligohymenophorea; Peniculida; Parameciidae.
AUGUAAAAAUUAGUUCUCAUAUUUGCAAUCAUAGCAUUAAGUUUAGCUAUUGAUGUAGUAGACGACUAUGAUGUCGAAUCAUAUCUUGGCGAUUGGUUUGAAGUUGCUAGUAGUCCUUGGGUUCAUACAACAUUCGAGAAAAAUGGAUUCUGUAAUAGAGCUAGAUACGGUGCAUUGGCCAGUGGAGAUCUCAGUGUUUAUAAUGUUUAAAGAGAUGGGGCUGGUGAUGGACCAAUAAAAUCUAUUGAUGGAUAUGCUAGGAUCCCAGAUUUAUCUCAUAAAGCCAAAUUGAAGGUGUUUUUAAAUGGAGGAUAAGCAGGAGGAGGAGAUUAUUGGAUAAUUGAAUUGGGACCAGUUAUUAAUAAGAAAUAUCAAUGGGUUAUCGUGAGUGAACCUGAAAUGUUGUUUAUGUGGGUUUUAUCAAGAAAUCCUUAGUAAUACAGAGAGGAGUAUGAAGAUUAUGUGAGAGAUCGAGUAAGUGCUUUGGGUUUCAAUGGUGUUUUGAAUAAGUAUGUUCCUAGAUUUUUCGAUAAAUGUGUGCCAUAUGAUGAUUGA